UCUGCCACCAACCACGCAAGCACCUACCACUCUGCCACCAACCACGGUAGCACCUACCACUCUGCCACCAACCACGCAAACACUUACUACUCUACCACCUACCACUAUGCCACCAACCACACUACAACCCGUUCCAAACUGUUCGAUACUGUCUACCAGUGCUGGAGUAACUUGGCUCUCACCACACUUCGGCUACGAGAACUACCCAAACAACUUCAUGUGUGGACUUACUGAGCAUGCGGAUUCUCCAUACAUGACCGCCUUCAAGAUCAACACUUUGCAACUGCAGCGGAAGAAACAUAGGCAAUGCGUUGACUUUAUUGGGAUUCAGAUUCCUUACAGCAGGACUUUAAAGCUGUGUGGUACAAAGAGAGGGACUGUUCUAGUACCGAAUAGGAAUCUGAACAUCAGCUUCGUGACUGACAACUCUGUAACAGACGUCGGUUUUAGCAUCAGUAUCACGUGGCGGCAGAGUAAAUGUCACCGCAUCAUUGAACUAACGGACUCCUCUGCAAUGGGCAUCAUCACGAGUCCAAGGUUCCCGAAAAAAUAUACUAAACAUACAGUCUGCGAGUGGUGGAUUGUGGCCCCUGAAGGUAAAAGAAUCCAACUAGAAUUCACACGAAUCAGCCUCAGGGACAGGGACUGCAUUAAUUCUUACAUCGUCAUAGACAAGUCAGGGCAGGCCACCUACUGGCGAGAGAACAGCUCACUUCUCUGCGCUGCUCACAGAACGGCGACAGUCGUCUCGGUUGGCCGCGCCGUUAACGUUGCUUUUGCCGGCGGACGGAAGCGCUCUUGGGGCUUCUCUGCUCAAUACACCGUUGUGUAA
Messenger RNA from Penaeus vannamei (Pacific white shrimp), 832 nucleotides. The record is from RefSeq and is a predicted model, not a curated record. Lineage: Eukaryota; Metazoa; Arthropoda; Malacostraca; Decapoda; Penaeidae.